CAGAGUAUCAAGUUUGACUUUAAUUACCAGUUUACUGUAAUUUUUAUAAAAUUUCCUCUUCAGUUAUUUAUGCAACUAAAACUAUGGCGUAUAAACUGAUAAACAAUUGAAAUGUAACAAGGGAUGGUUCAAAAUUCAUUCGCUUCUAACAUGCUGCUUGCUAUCAGGAGCAAUUGGAGCGGUAUCAAUUUAAAAGUCAACAAUGCAACCGUAUCUCUCGCAUACCCUUUACGUAUAUCACGAUAAUCAAGUGAUUCAAAAUGCGAAACUGUGCUUAUCGACUGCGUUUGUUAGAUUGGGCUCAAUGGAAUCAACUGCAAUUUUAUGCUUUUAUGAUGCACCAUAAUCGAACAUCAACAUGUAAUGUCAUUGCGUCGAUCACGAUUUUGUCGGAACAGGUGAACAACGCAGCCGCGGCCGAAAGUCGAUCGAAUAUUUUGGACUUGACGGUUUGAACAAGAAAGAAAUCAUUGUUGAUAUUUGGAAACAGCAGCGGCCGGCUGUUGUUAAAACAAAAACGAUUCCCAUAAAGGAUUAGGCAUGGGAAAUUCGGCUACCAAGCUCCCGGCCCAGGACCUCCGGGACUACCAGGAUCUUACGUAUUUGUCCAAGAAUGAAAUUGUCAGAGCAUUCCGUAGGAUGCAAAGGGAGGUCAAACUCGCUGGACGUAAUCCACAGCAGCCUUCCGAAAUGUUUCUGCGCUUUGAAGAUCUCGAACGGAUGCCAGAGUUUAUGUUCAACCCCUUCAGAGAUCGAAUCUGCUCGGUAUUCAGUUCCCGCAAGGACAACACUCUGACCUUUGAAGACUUUCUCGAUGUACUUUCGGUGUUCAGUGAAUCUGCGCCGAAGUCUGUAAAGACAGCGUAUGCAUUUAAAAUUUAUGAUUUCAAUGAAGACAGUCUUCUUGACCAAAAUGAUCUGGCCGAAUUGAUCCGCCGUUUAACUAAUCCGGAACAGCUGGGCGGCCUGCACGACGAAGAAAUUCAGAAAAUUUGCAAAUACAUCAUGCAGGAAGCCGAUUUGGAUGAAAACGGUUACAUCUCCUUGACAGAGUUUGAGCUGGUUGUGUCAAAGUCGCCCGACUUUGUGAAGACGUUCUGCAUUCGAUUUUGAGUUUGUCCAGACGCUCCUAUCGUCUACAUGAUACAUUCUGUGCUUUCGCAUGUAUAAUGGGAUGGAUAAUCAGCCAUAUUUUUAGCAUUUUAACAUUUUAUGUACAGUGCCCACAGUACUUGCAGAUUUUAAAGUCAAUCAGAUUUUCUCGCAACAAUUGCAAAUAAUUUAUUACUGUAAAUGGAGAUAACACAACACAGUAUUUCGGUUAGUAUCUGGACAGUUUUUUCGAUUGAAUUUAACGCUGCAAGUGAAAACCAUGUGUUGUUGUCGAAUUAUUAUACAGUACUCCUAUAUUCACUAACAAUUAAAAAAAAGACAAACCAUAUUAAAGAGUGCGCGAGGAAAA
Messenger RNA from Paramacrobiotus metropolitanus, 1462 nucleotides. RefSeq names its product calcium and integrin-binding protein 1-like. Gene Ontology annotation, molecular function: calcium ion binding. NCBI's taxonomy places the organism in Eukaryota, Metazoa, Tardigrada, Eutardigrada, Parachela, Macrobiotidae. Bases 541 to 1113 code for a protein of 190 amino acids. The transcript has 6 exons. The record is from RefSeq and is a predicted model, not a curated record.